AUGGAACCCAUUACUACUUUCUUGAACCGCACUUGCACCGACGUCCGCCUUUUGGUUUUCGAUCAGAUCGUCUCUUCCACCUACGAGCUUCGUAAGGUUAUGCGCAACGUGAGUAUGUUGUACGAUGAAGCCACGAAGAUUUUGAGUUCAAUGACGGAACGUGCCGGUGGUCGCAUCCCCCAACGCAACAAGUUCACCAAGAUUCAAAUCGACCGUGUUUUUGGCCUCAUCGAAAGGACCCGUUUUCUCCACGAAGAUGACGUCGAUUCUAUGUCGGGUCUCUUGGACGAUUACAACGUGCUUGUCCGCGACAUGGUUGACGAAAGUAUGCAGUACCGCAAGAUUUAUCAGCAUGUUGUCGUUGUGACGGCUUGUAUUGCCCGUUUGGCUCAAGUUACCUAUGACAGGCGUUCCGUUAUGAGGAGCGUUUUGAACGAAAGUGGUACAAAAUCGCGUCACCGUCUCUUGGAGGCUAUCGAAGAAGAAGACAAUCGCGUUGAUGGACUCUCGGCUGACUUUGCGGCUGUUGUUGGUGUCACUUCAGCUAGUGUUGCCGUCGAUUCUGUUGUUGCCGAGAUGCCUCCUUCUGAAGUCGUUGUUACUAGGUCUUCUGAUUAUCAGACACCCCCCGCUCCUGCCGGUCCCGUUGGUAUUAAACGCGAAUACCCUGAAGAUCUUUUCUUACCUGAUCUCGAUGAAACCUCCACGCGCAAAUUGAAGUUCCGCAAAAUCUGA
Seminavis robusta is the source of this 735-nucleotide messenger RNA. The record is from the annotation of a GenBank genome assembly. Lineage: Eukaryota; Bacillariophyta; Bacillariophyceae; Naviculales; Naviculaceae.